Molecule: messenger RNA, 1789 nt
Organism: Plodia interpunctella (Indianmeal moth)
Lineage: Eukaryota; Metazoa; Arthropoda; Insecta; Lepidoptera; Pyralidae
Exons: 2
Coding region: 380-1081 (233 amino acids)
Source: RefSeq, a predicted model, not a curated record
ACUUUCGAGCGGCCACACUAGUGCCGCCGGAAAAUGGAACUGGAGUGGUGUGGUGUUGUGUUGGUUUGGAUGUAUGUGCGUACAUAAUGAUGUAGGUGUACUUAUGCAAUACGUAGGUAAUUAUUUGUCAAAGAAAUGACGAAAUAGUUAUUAAAUUGAAACUGCUAGUUGACUUGGUUUUGGCUGGCCUAGCACUACAUUCAGUACCAAUUCUGUUGUGUCGUUGUGACAUUGCAAUUUAUUAUCAUACUAUCAGUAACUUUUACUCACGAUUUAUUUUACUUUAGUUUUUAAAAUACAAAUUCUAUAACUUUUCAAAAUUGGGGUUUUCCGGACACUAUUUCUUUUUAAAUCCAUAAAAACCUCACUCUGUAAAACUAUGUCGAAAACGCAGGAUUUUACGGAUGGCUUUACUCACAAUGGAACUGAAAGUAUCAAUGGAGAAAAAUUAAUAUAUCCUGCUGCAACAAGGAAUCAAGAACCUAUACUACAAGUUUUGAAGAGGUUUAUAAUAUGUGAUGAAGAAAAUAUUUCUGAUGAAAGUCCUUUGUUCUUAGAGGUUUCAUCAGGCUCUGGCCAACAUUUAUAUCACUUUGCUCCUCAUUUCCCAGGGGUUAGAUUCCAACCCACAGAAUAUGACAAGAGUUUGCUUGGAAGCAUAACUUAUUAUAGUCAAGCCUGCCCUACAAAAAAUAUUUAUGCACCAAUACAGCUUGAUAUUUGCAAUGAUUUUAAAGACUAUGGUUUGCAAGAAAAUUCUAUUGAUUAUCUUUAUAAUGCAAAUAUGAUCCACAUCACUCCAUACCAAUGUACUUUAGGUUUAUUUAAGAAUGCUGGAUGUUAUUUGAAGCCUGAUGCCCUUAUGAUAAUGUAUGGGCCUUACUGUAAAGAUGGAAUAAUAUCACCACAAAGUAACAUUGAUUUUGAUGCUUUUCUGAAAAGUAGAGAUCCUUCAUGGGGCCUUCGUGAUAUUAAUGAUUUAAUUAAAUUAGCAGAAGAGAAUGAUUUAUCUUUAAUAGAUACUAUAGAAAUGCCUGCAAAUAAUAAAAUACUAAUCUGGAAGAAAAAUUUAAAUACUUAAAUAUUUGCAUUUCAAACGAAAAUAGCAAUAAAUAAUAUGUAGGUAGUAUUAGAUUAUAUUAGAAGAUUGGGACUAUAGUCUGAGAUGCGCAAAAUGUAGUCAGAUCCAUUGAUCUGACUACAUUUUGCGCAUAUGCAAUGUUGUUGCAAUCCUUAAUCAUUAUUAAGGAUUGCAACAACAUUGCAUAUUAUUUAGAAAGAAUUAACAAAAUAAUCAACUACAUUAAGUCAUGAUUAUGUUGCAAAGAAUAUUUAAUCAUUUUCAUGAUUAUAUUUUUCAUAAUUCGAUCUAGACUGGUUUGGUAGGGUUGUAAUGUAUUUCACGUCUUAUUCCCUUACGGGGUCGACAUAACCAAGGGACGCGAGACUCGAAGGUAUUAUGUUUAGCUGGAUUGACGUAAAGCUGGCUCUGUCUACCCCGUAAGUGAUAAAGACAUGAUAGUUAUACUAAACUCCCAUCCAAACCGAACAAUGAUGAAUGAUGUGAAUAAUAAUCAUGUAGAUUCAAGUAUGUAAAAUAAUCAUGAUUGAAAGUAAUGCUUGAUGUAAAUUGAUUAUCAAUCAGAUUACGAAAAUAGGUAGUUGAUUACGCCCAACUCUGACUGAAGUAUUGCACUCGAUUGGAUAUGUAACCAUUGACUAAUAAAAAUAUACAUAUUUGUAAUGCUAACAUUUUAAUCCAACAAAUUAAAACUUUAUUGGAACCAAA